AAAAAAGAUUUUUUGGGAUACAAAGAGGUGUACCUUGUGGAGGUAUCCAAUUAGAUUAUUUUGGUACUAGUUUGGGGUCACAGGGUCACAUGACCUAGAAGCUAUUGAAGAAAUAGUAGUUUUUUUAAUAAAAAGUAAAUUAAAAAUAAAAGAAGAGAUUUUUUGGGAUACAAAGAGGUGUACCCUGUGGAGGUGUCCAAGUAGAUUAUUUUGGUACUAGUUUGGGGUCACAGGGUCACAUGACCUAGAAGCUAUUGAAGAAAGUGUUUUUUUUUUUUAAUUAAAAUUAAAAUAAAAAUAAAAGAAGAGAUUUUUUGGUAUACAAAGAGGUGUAUCCUGUGGAGGUGUCCAAGUAGAUUAUUUUGGUACUACUUUGGGGUCACAGGGUCACAUGACCUAGAAGCUAUUGAAGAAAUAUUGUUUUUUUUUCAGUCGUACAGAAAUUUGUCGACGGUCCCUAAACUACCGCUUCCGAAUGUCUGUCUGAUGUCUGAAUAUCAAGCUAACUUCACCGCGGUCAGCUGUUGUACCACUCCGAAAUUCGUUGGCUCUCGAGGGGAAAAGUUUUGGCAAGGUUUUACGAACUUAAAACAGAAAUCGCUGGCAUCCUUUCAGAAAAUAACUCUCCUUAUGCCGAUUUAUUUAAUGACGAAAUCUGGCUCGCACGAGUUGCUUAUCUUGCUGAUGUGUUCGAGCACCUCAACACAUUAAACGUGUCCAUGCAAGGGAGAGGGCACAAUAUUUUUGAGCAGAGUGACAAAGUUGCUGCAUUUAAAAAGAAGAUUGAACUGUGGACAAAACACGUUAAUAAAGACAGACUAGACAUGUUUCCCAACACUUGCAAUGAAACACAACAGUUGGAUAUCGCGGGAAAAAUUGUACUGAAGAAAACUAUCACGGAACAUCUUAGUAAACUGCAAGUCCGGUUUAAUGACUACUUCCCCGAGAAACAUGGAGAUGAUUCCUGGAUACGCGAUCCCUUUGGAAUCGACAUGGAAAGCGUCACGUUGCCGAGCACCGAAGAGAAUCAACCGGUGGAGCUGUCAAGUGAUAAGACGCUGAAAAAGAAAUUCAGUGAGGUAAGCCUUUCCCAGUUUUGGUGCCGUGAAGCACUUUCUGAGUAUCCGUCCCUCGGCUUCUCUUCUUUGGUGCAGCUUAAGUCAAAGAAAAGGAACAGGCUGAACAUUGAGCACGAUGUUAGGGUAGCACUGUCUACCGUCACCCCAGACUUUGAAACUCUUAUCAGGAGUAAAGCACAUCCUCAGUUAUCUCAUUAGUUUCCCAAAUUACUGUUAAGUGUUUAUAAUAUACUGUUAUACUGUUAUAGAUGUUUAUAAUAGCUGUCAUAUUAGAUGUAAAAACGGUUAUGAUUAUUUUCACCAUUCUACUGUUAAGUAUUUGCUGGUUUGUUCUGUUCAACAGGACCAGUGUUAAUGUCUUAUUAACAGUGCAGUUUAGUUCAUUGUUUAUUUACCAUGGUAAUUGUACUUUUUGUACACUGUUUGUUUGUUAUUUUUACUUUGUGAUAUUUCUAUAAUUUGAUAAAUUUUGUUAAAUGACAGCCACAAAAUAUUGUUUAUUCAUCAUUCAAGUCUUGGUGUUUUUCUUCUCUAUCUGGCUUAAGUUAAGUAAAUAGAGACACUACUUGUGUAUAUGUUAACAAAUAAAUAAAAAAUAAAUUUGCUUAAUUAAAGUUCCUAAA
Molecule: messenger RNA, 1702 nt
Organism: Hemibagrus wyckioides
Lineage: Eukaryota; Metazoa; Chordata; Actinopteri; Siluriformes; Bagridae
Product: protein FAM200A-like
Exons: 1
Coding region: 720-1277 (185 amino acids)
Source: RefSeq, a predicted model, not a curated record